UCUUCAAGAUUUUAUUAAAGCUUUUCACUUGCUCUAGUAUCGAAAGUGCAAGAUUCGAUUGUGCUGUUUGGUGCCGGGAUUCAAUCUUGUGCCGAAGAUUUUUAGUUGAACAGGAUUAUCUUAAAAGUGAUGAAUGGAUUUGUUUCAAGUGCUGACUUUAUUUUGUUUGACAUACAUUCAUUUUUGAAUGGGGUUUCUAUGUAUGUACCGAAUGAAAGUGCUAUCAUGCAGUUAUAUUGAUCCCAGUUCGAAUGAGAAAGACGAUCGAGCUAUUUAAUAAGAUUACCUUCAUUUUUUCACAAAAUAUCGAAUAACAUAUCGCGAGAUCUUAUGACGUGUGUCGGUAUGCUUUAAAGGCAUACCCUUCCUUUCAAUUAUACUCCUUGCAAUAUCCUCACCCGCUAAUAAACGGUCGGUCCAAGCAUUUUUACAUUUAUAUAUCGGUUUAUACAAAGCCAAAAAGGAGUUUCACUGUGGAACUGAAUCUAUGUCUGCAUACAUACACGACGCAAUUGUCAAUUAAAUAUCUGCUCUCGUUAGACAUUGGUGAGUUUUAAUCUUGUGUGCGUGUUUUUAUUACGAAUACUUUUGAAGACAUUUUUUGAUUAUCAACGGCUGCUUCCAAUUGGCAAGUGAAUACUAUGAAGCAAAUACUCUCCAGUAGAUGUUGACAUAAGAUUUCUCCACCAUGGAGAUAAACGUAUUAUUGGGUCACACGAUUCGCCCAUAUAGUAUAGGGCAUUUAGUGAUAUGCACAUUAGGAAUUUUUGGAUUAGUUGGCCGUCUUAUAGAUGCACGUCAUCACGAUAACGGAAAUUUACUGCAACAACACCCAUUGAUGGGGCAAAAUUUUGAGUCGCCUUCCUCACCAGCUUCCGCAUCGUCAUCUGUGUCUUCCAUAUCAUCUUCUUCAAUACCGUCAGAAUCAAAGAGAACCAAUGAUGAAAUCUUUACACCAUACUUAGGGCACGGCGAAGUAGUUCGUAUUAUUGACCCAGAGUUAGGUACUCUGGAACGCGAAGAUACUCUUGACAGUGAUCAAAACCAUGCCACUGCACACCAACAAAAGGCAGAAAAAAGUCAUGAGAAAGAUUCUCAACAGCAGACGCAACAUUCCAGGCGUAGGGUGGUCAGUAGACGAGAAUCGAAUAAUGAACCUGACGAUGACCUACUUGUAAUACAGACAGACAAGGGUAAAAUUCGUGGUAUUACUCUUACAGCACCAACUGGAAAGAAAGUAGAUGCUUGGUUGGGCAUUCCAUAUGCCCAGCCCCCUAUUGGAGCAUUACGUUUUCGCCAUCCUCGGCCGGCUGAGCGGUGGACGGGUAUUCUAAAUACUACUACACCGCCUAAUUCAUGCGUUCAAAUUGUUGAUACAGUUUUCGGUGACUUCCCCGGAGCCACUAUGUGGAAUCCUAAUACACCCCUCUCAGAAGAUUGUUUAUAUAUUAAUGUUGUAGUUCCUCGGCCUAGGCAAAAAAAUCUUCCUGUUAUGCUAUGGAUAUUUGGAGGAGGUUUCUAUUCUGGCACUGCAACGUUGGAUGUUUACGAUCAUAGGAUACUUGCAGCUGAAGAGAAUGUCAUCGUUAUAUCUAUGCAGUAUAGAGUUGCAUCGUUAGGGUUUCUGUUUUUGGGCACUCCUGAAGCGCCUGGUAACGCUGGAUUAUUUGACCAAAAUUUGGCUUUGAGAUGGGUUCGUGAUAAUGUCCACCGAUUUGGUGGCGAUCCAGCUCGCGUUACAUUAUUUGGUGAAAGUGCCGGAGCAGUAUCUGUGUCAUUGCAUUUAUUGUCAGCAUUGUCUCGUGAUUUAUUCCAACGUGCUAUAUUAGAAAGCGGAUCACCAACCGCUCCAUGGGCGCUUGUAUCCCGGGAAGAAGCAACACUAAGAGCUCUCCGAUUAGCUGAAGCAGUCAACUGUCCACACGAUCCGAACGAGCUCUCCGAAACAAUAGAAUGUUUGCGCAGUAAGGAUGCUACUGUUCUUGUUGACAACGAGUGGGGAACAUUAGGCAUCUGCGAAUUUCCCUUCGUCCCUGUCGUAGAUGGCGCAUUUUUAGAUGAAACUCCGCAAAAAUCAAUGAUGCACGGACGGUUCAAAAAGACAGAUAUUCUAACGGGGAGUAACACGGAAGAGGGGUAUUAUUUUAUUAUCUACUAUUUGACCGAAUUAUUACGAAAGGAGGAAGAUGUAACAGUUACGAGGGAAGAAUUUUUACAGGCUGUAAAAGAAUUGAAUCCGUACGUAAAUACGCCUGCUAGACAAGCUAUAGUAUUUGAAUAUACCGAUUGGGUUGACCCGGAAAAUCCUCACAGUAACCGAGAUGCUCUAGAUAAAAUGGUUGGCGAUUAUCACUUUACUUGUAAUGUAAAUGAGUUUGCUUACAGAUAUGCUAAAGACGGUAACAACGUAUAUAUGUACCUAUAUACACAUCGCAGUCGUAGUAACCCAUGGCCACAUUGGACUGGCGUAAUGCACGGAGACGAAAUAAAUUAUGUGUUUGGUGAGCCAUUGAACCCAACAUUGGGCUACACUGAAGAAGAAAAAGAUUUUAGUAGGCGUAUAAUGAGAUACUGGAGCAAUUUUGCUAAAUAUGGAAAUCCAAACCCAGCACCUUCCAAUAGGUUCCCAGAAUGGCCAAAACAUACUGCUCAUAGUAGACAUUAUAUGGAGUUAGGACUGAAUUCGUCAUCUGUAGGGAAAGGUCCACGCUUACGUCAAUGCGCUUUUUGGAAGGAAUAUUUGCCACAAUUAGUAUUAUCAACAACUAUGACUACAACUGCGUCAACACAAACUCCUUGUACCAAUACAUCGAAUCAUACUGAGUGCAAUAUAGCUACUCUGAUUAUAACGACACUUCUGCUUACAACCAUUCAUAGCAUCUGGCGGAUGGAAGGAAUGAAGUGAAUAUUCCUAGCCUCAAUACAGCUGAUCUAUACAUACAUAAAUGAAACGGAAGUUUGUAUUGAAUUAUUAUUUUCUGCAUAUUUGCUUGAAUUGUUGCAUAAUUCAAAACACAAUAUAAGAUUAGAAAAGUGAUGCAUGAAGAUUCAUACUCAAUAUAAAAGAGAAAUGCAUAUGAAAAAUUAAUUGAUGAUCCAAAGGUACGAGAAGAGGACAUUUAUUAUUGGGCAUUUCCUAAGGUGAACUUUGAGGAGGAAAGUCUAGUAAUGGCUACCUCUAGGACACGCGUAAAUACAUCAUCUAACACUUCGUCGAUAUAAUAAUUCAGUCGGAUGAAGUCGUUCAUAUAUAUAUAUAUUGUUGCUUGGUUUGUUUUUUACAAAUACAAUAUUUGAACGUAAGGGAAAAUAAUUUAAACAGAUUUGGUUUAGCUCGAAAAAUAAACAGCUGUAUUACUAUUUUUUAUAUUGAUAGCUGAAUAUUCGCGGUAAAUUUGUUGAGCUUACACCAAAAAUCGGUGCAAGUAAAUAUAUGUUUUUUCUUCUUAUUUCCAAUACUAUGACCAAUUAUAGCUCUGAACUUAGAUAUUAAUGAAUAAGUCACUGUUUCUCACGUUGUUAACGGCACUAUAUUUGCCUAAAAUGUAAAACAGAAACCUCUUUGAUUACUGAGCAGCCCCAAUAAUUGACCUAAUUUAAUAUAAGUUUUUAAAAAUUUGUCAUAGUUUUCUUUUUACAAACACAUGUACAGGUUAAGGCGUUUUUCAAUUUGCAUAGAAUUAAAUAGACAUACUUUUUAUUAAUAAUGUUUGAUUUUGUACGGAAUCGAAAUGCUUGCAGUGUAACUUAACACUAAAAAAUGAUUAGUGUUUUUUACAAAACAUAGAUAAUUAGUAGCAGGAUGUUGUUGACUUUAUCAACCAUCCCAUGCGGUCUUUGUUUGCAAACCCCCCACAAUUUAAUGUUAAAUUAAGCAGGAUUCUGUAGCCAUAAUAGAUGAAUUCUUUAAAUAAACUAAUGGCUAGUUUCAACUUGAUGAAGCAUACCAUAAUACGCUUUCGAACAUAGAAAUAAUAUUAGUGAAUUUAAUAAAUUAAUUUGAUUACCUUAAACGUGGCUCUAACAAUAUAGAUGCACAAUCAUGGAAACUUCUUGUCAUUAUCCAUAACAUGCAAAUUAAAUUUCUUAAAACUUUAAUGUAGAAAGCAUAUCAUUGGUUUCUGUUGAUUUUGAAUAUAAAUAAUUAUACAUUUACAUGUAUAUCGUCAAAGGUGAAGUGAAAGUAAGAAUCCAAAAUAACACUACAUCCGUAAAGCAAGGCUUGCAAACCCGUUUUUAAAAUAAAACGGACUAUGGAAAAUACAUACCCCUCUUCUUCUAUGCUAUUGACUAAAUUUAAAAAUUUCAUUCUGAAUAUUUUUUGUUGUUUUGGUGAUAUAUAAUUUACGAAAAUGAAGUUAAUCGAUGUCUUAAGUUUAUGGAAGAAUACAUAUAAGUUCCCAAGUCAACGUUCAUAAUCUGAAACUGUUGACAAGCAUAAUUGCUCGAGAAAGUGGAUAAUUUUUUGAGUGCUUGCGUUGGCAGGAACUGCGAUGUUAGAAUUGUAGAUUUCAUUUUAAGAAGAGAAUGUGGCGCAAAUUUUAGAGUAGAUAUGAACAUUCGAAGAGUAGUGUCUCCAAACACAAUAUUUUUAGUGUUACUGAAUCAAGCAGUAUGCUUUUGAUUCAGUUGCUUGAUCAAAAGUCAUAUUAGAACUAAGUAAAUGAAGUUAUCCGCAUAUGUACCAAAUAUUUUAUUUCUUCCCUAUUUAUCGACCAGUUUGUUUCGAUUUGCAACUGACUCCUGGAAGAGAUCUCAUGCCUAAUGAAAAUGGUAAUAUUUUAGUAUGUAUUAGCAAAAGAUGAAAAAAUAUAGGAAAAAUACAAAUGUUCAUUGAAACAUAUCAUUUAAGCUUAGUGGAAUCUUGACCAUUUUACAAAUUGAAUAAAAAACACUAUAUUAUAUGUACAUAAAUUAUUAACCUAGAGUAUUGAAGCUGACAAAAUAAAAGUAAAUAAAAUCAUAUACACAGUAAAAAUUGAAUGUACUCUUAAUUGUACUUACUAUAUAAUUGUAGAAGAAAAAUAUAUCUAAAAAAUCAUAAUUUUUGAAAAGAAAAAUUUCAUUCUGUGUAGCGUUUUGAAUUCAUGCCUGUAUAUUUACUUGUUUCAUAGAUAUACUGUAAAACUAAAGCCAAAGGUACUUUUUUUUAGCAAAUGUAAACUAUAAACUAAUGCAACUGACCAAAAUCGUCGAAUUGUGCCCACUAUAGCAUGAGUUUUUUCAUAAAUUCUAUUACUCGGUUUUUACUUCUCAUGGUUUUCAUAUCUUAGAAAUAUUAAUAUGUUACUAUUUUUUAUCGAUUACGAUUGCCUAGUUGAGAGUACUAUGCAAUUUGCAGUAUUGUUCCGUUCCAAGUGUUCAGCAUUCUCACAUGAAAAUGAAAUAUUCAUUAAUUUUCAACUUCAUUUUAAGAAGUUGUAUCCCAAAAGUUAAUAUGACCCUUGUGAUAAGUUGCUAACGUACAAAUAUUUACAUAUAUCUCAUUUAUGAUGUAUCGAAAAGAAAAUACUGCUUUACUAAAAUAUUUUGCUCACCAUAUCGAAAAGCGACUCGUCUAAUAUGCCUUUGCUGCUUAUUUUAUUGCUAAUGCUAAUACAUAUUUCAUUAUUUCACCGUCAAUUAAACAAUUCAGUGCAGAAAUGAACAAAAAUCUAAGCUUUGUCAAGUUAACUUGUUGUCUGCGACUUUCAUGAAAUCCUUCCAUUCAUUGAAUUAUUUCAUGCUAGAAUUCGCUAAUUAUGCAUAUACUUUACGUCGAUUCUAAAUAGGUUAAUACUUUAAUCAACCAUUGUGAAUCGCAACUUUGCUAACGUGAUCCCAAUCUUUGCUGCCUUAAGUAAAUAAAUAUAUUAGAAAUAAUAAAGUCGACGACCUAAUGAGGAGACGAAUUGAAUGAAUACUCUAAACCCUACUGAAUUGUAGUUGAUGUAAUAACUAAAUGUCACAAAUUUCAGAUGAUAAUGCAAGCCAAAAUAAACAAUAAAUUAUGUCCAACUAAAAAAAUUUUAAUAGUAACAAAAUGCCUACGAGCAGUAAGAACAAAUAACUUAUUCACGAUCUAGUUAUAUUAUUACGAAUACUAUCAAACUCAUAAAAGUAAAGUCUAUCGUAAAUUCGUACUUAUAAAAACAGUCGAUACUGUGAAAAAAAGUGGGAUGAACGUUCGAUGUAAUAUUAAAGCUUUUGUAGUAGCAAAUUUCCUAUUGAACAAGCAAAACAUGAUCUUAACAAUUAUGUUAUUUGAGUGCUAUAUAUUAUGUUGAAUUGUAGCCGAGAAAUAAAUGGAAUCAGUUCUUUA
Messenger RNA from Hermetia illucens (black soldier fly), 6301 nucleotides. RefSeq names its product acetylcholinesterase-like. The record is from RefSeq and is a predicted model, not a curated record. Bases 689 to 2905 code for a protein of 738 amino acids. Gene Ontology annotation, molecular function: acetylcholinesterase activity. Gene Ontology annotation, biological process: choline metabolic process; acetylcholine catabolic process. Lineage: Eukaryota; Metazoa; Arthropoda; Insecta; Diptera; Stratiomyidae. Gene Ontology annotation, cellular component: plasma membrane. The transcript is spliced from 11 exons.